AUGAUACAUGUGGCAUGUGCUUUGGAAUAUCUUCACCAUGGGUGCUCGUUGCCUGUGAUUCACUAUGAUGUGAAGCCUAGUAACGUCUUGCUGGAUGAGGAUAUGGUUGCCCACCUAAGCGAUUUUGGCAUUUCAAAAUUACUUGGUGAAGAUCAGGGUAAUUUGUACACUAAAACCUUAGCAACAUUGGGGUACAUUGUGCCAGAGUAUGGACUGGAAGGACUAGUGUCAACAAAGUCGGACGUCUAUAGUUAUGGGGUCAUUUUGCUGGAAAUGUUUACUAGGAGAAAGCCUAAUGAGUUUGAGGGAGAUCUUAGCUUGAAGCAAUGGAAGGAGCUAGAUGUUGUGGCUUCAAUCAAGAAUGUUGCAUUAGAUUGUUGUGCUGAUUCUCCGGCGAGAAGGACUAACAUGAAAGAUGUUGUAGGAAUGCUACAGAAGACCAAGAUUCAACUUCUUGAAUGUGGAGCAUCACUUCAUUUGUGCAUUGAUUCUGCUUCCAGGAAUCCUAGCUGGUUGCAAUGA
Molecule: messenger RNA, 522 nt
Organism: Capsicum annuum
Lineage: Eukaryota; Viridiplantae; Streptophyta; Magnoliopsida; Solanales; Solanaceae
Product: probable LRR receptor-like serine/threonine-protein kinase RPK1
Exons: 4
Coding region: 1-522 (173 amino acids)
Biological process (GO): protein phosphorylation
Molecular function (GO): protein kinase activity; ATP binding
Source: RefSeq, a predicted model, not a curated record